CGCGCGUUAGUGACGGACUGCCGCUGUAAGCCAACGGGGGCGGCGCCCGAAGCCGUCCGCUUCUCCAACGGGGCGCCCCUUCGCCGUUCCGACGCCCGUCUCCCUCACCGGGAGCGCCCGCGGGCGGAGGGCUGCUCUUCUUGCCCACAGGACGCACUCGGCCGCCCGGAAUCGGGGCGCUGCAGGAGAGGAGCCGCGCCGAGCCCGUCUCUCCCGGCGGGCGCCCGAGAAGCCGCCGCUCGGGGGAUGAGCCGGGCCGCCCCGCCGCACUCCCCGGGCGCUCGGUCGGCGGCGAAGGGCGCCCUCGAGGCCUCUAGCGGGGCCCGCCCGCAUCCUCCGCUCGGCGCCUGGAUCGUCCCCGGAGCGCCUCGCCCGGAGCUCCCGCUUUGCCCAGGAAGACCCGAAGCGGCCGCUGCCCCGCCGGAGCCCGGAGCAUGGCCGAGUCCCGGGUGAAAAGGCUGGCCAUGACCCUGAUGGACGCCACGGCCGACAAGGACCCUGUCGUCCAGGAGCAGAUCUUCAGUGCCCUCUGCUCUUUGGGCAGGGCUGAGCCCGAGGAGGUCUUGAACGCUUGCGAGGAGUACCUGCGGCAGCACGAGAAGCUGGCCCACCCAUUCCGGGUCAUCCUCCUGAGGGCCAUGGAAGCCGUGGUGAAGAGCAGCCUGGCUCAGCUGGACAAAAGCACGGCCAAGAUCGUCAUCUUCCUGGCGUCCAACGAGAUGACCAAGUCUAAAGAGGCUCUUCUGGAGUGGCAGCAGGCUGCCAGCAACGUCCUGGUCGCAGUGGGGAGGCGCUUCAUCAACCAGGUGAUGGAGGAGGUGCUGACCAAGUUCCAGCCGGGGGUCCUGCCUCACCCCUUCAUCGUACUGACCUUCGCCAACCUCUCGGUGGCCAAUGUAUUUGGGAUGGUCCCCUUCCUCAACUCCAUCCUGGGGACGAUGCUGCCUCUGCUGCCCCUGGCCAAGCAGGACAACACGAAGUCCGUCUUCUGCUACGCCUUGCAGUACUUCAGCGAGAGCAUCCUGGAGUACCUGGCCAACCUGGACAAGGCGCCAGACCCAACUGUGAGGCGAGACACCUUCUCCAGUGAAAUCUUCAGCGCCUACGAAGUCCUCUUCAGCUGCUGGCUGCCCAGCCGGGAGACCAAGGUGCGGCUGGCCGUGGUGGAGGCCCUGGGGCCCAUGAGCCACCUGAUGCCCAGCGAGAAGCUGGAGGAGCUGCUCCCUCGCCUGAUCCCCGGCAUCCUGGCCCUGUACAGGAAGCCGGCGGAGGCCUACUACGUCUCCAAGCCCCUUGAACAGAGCCUGUGCCAGAUCCUGGAAGCCUCGGUCAAUAUUGGGAGCCGGACGCUGGACACACAGGUGGACGUCCUCCUUGGGACCCUCCACCUCCAGCUCUGCGCCCCUCUGGACUCUUCCCUGCCCUUCUCUCUGAAGAACCACAACGAGCUCCUUCGCUGCUUCACCGUCUUAGCCACUUCAUUCCCUGACCGCUUGCUGGGAUUUCUGCUUCCCAAGCUGGAGUCCAGCAACGAGAAGACGCGGGUGGGGACGCUGACCAUCCUGCGGCAGAUCAUCAACAGCGCCCCCGCUCAGAUGGAGAUCAAGAAGCCGUUUCUCCUGUCCUCCAUGAAGCUCCCCCUGCAGGACCACAGCAACAAGGUGAAGCGGGCCAUGGUGCAGAUGGUCAGUGCCAUGGCCCACCACGGUUACCUGGAGCAGCCGGGCGGAGAAGCCCUGAUUGAGUUCCUGGUCCGCCAGUGUGCCCUUCCUGCUGACCAGGUCACCCCGCAGCCCCCCCAGGACCCAGAGGAGGUGACGGACGGCCAGGUCCGGAGCAUCAGCAUCAGCACCCUCUUCUUGCUCAGCAGCACCGUGGACAGGAUGGUUGACGUGCUCUGGCCGUCCCUUCUGGGCUUUGUGACCCCCGUGCCCUUGACCAACGCCUUGGCCCCCCUCUGCAAGAGCCUCCUGGCCCUGGCUGCCCAAAAGCAGGAGCAGGGAGACUCGGACCUGCAGCUCCUCUACGACCCGGGGGGAAACCUCCCGUCUCCUCACGCUUUGAUGUCCCGGCUGCUGAUCGUGGCUUCUCAGCCGUACCUGGGGGAGGGCCGGGGGGCGGGGGCCCUGCGACUGCUGCUGGUCUUGCGACUGAGCGUCCACCCCGCGGCCGAGCCCCUCUGGAGCUCCAAGGUCCCUGCUCUGCUGCAGCACCUGGAAGCAAACACGGAGGCGUCCCUGUGCCUGAAGGACUGGCAGGGCCAGCUGCUGCAGCUCCUCCAGGAGACCCUGGACGCCAUUUCGGACGUGCCCUGGAUCUCCCAGCUGGUCUUGGAAAUGUGCAGGCAGCUGAGUAGCUACAACGGACAGGCUGCAGAGAAGGCCUUCCUCCACAGAGCCCUCGGGGUGGGCCUGGCUGCUUGUGCCGACAAGGACCUGGUGCGAAAACAGCUUCAGGAGCUGCUGGAGACGGCCCGAUACCAAGAGGAGGCGGAACGAGAGAGCCUGGCCGUCUGCCUGGGCCUUUGUGCCGUCACUCACCUGGACGAGGUUCUGGCCAAGCUGGAGGAUUUCGUCAAGUCGGACGUCUUCAAGAAGUCUGCUGGCCUCUUCAGCCUCUUCAAGGACCGCAGCGACCACGAGGCGGAGAAGGUGAAGAGCGCCCUCAUCCUGUGCUACGGCCAGGUGGCCAAGCACGCCCCCCGGGAGCUGGUCCUGUCCCGCAUUGACGCCGACAUCCUGCGCAACGUCUUCCUCUACUUCAACACCAAGGUUCUGGGCAUAAAGGUAGAGACCAAGGAUACGACCCUGAAGCUCUGCCUCAUCCGCAGCGUCUGCCUGAUCAGCCAGGCCGUCUGCCACAGUGCCCAGUCCGGGGACUUCAGCUUCUCCCGCAAGGCCGAGGUGGUCGCCCAGAUGCUGGACUUCAUCAAAGCAGAGACCCCCGACGCCCUGCGGACGCCCAUCCGCCAGAGAGCCAUGACCGCCUGCAUGUACCUGAUCGUCCUGGAGCCCCCCCUGAGCGAGGCCGAGAAGGUGGAGCUGGUGGAGACGUGUCUUCACAGCAUCUUCCCUCUUCCGCCGUCGGAUGUGACCAAGGAAGGAGACGGGGCCGAGGGGGAGGCCGGGCCCAGAGAGCCCCUCUGGUGCGCCACCCUGGCGGCCCUCAAGGACCUGCUCAAGAGCCUCCUGCACCGCCACAUGACGCCCCACGGCCUCCAGACCAUGUUCGAGCACCUGGGCCCCUGGAUCAAGUCUGCCAAGGAGCACGAGCGGGAACGAGCCGUGGAAGUGAGCGCCGCCCUCCUGCUCUUCUACCGGGAGAAGCUGAACGUCAGCAAGGUGGUCCCCUUCUACAACCUGGGGCUGCUGAUGGCGCUCUUCUCCCCCCGCUGCACGGACUCCCUGCCCAGCGUCCGCCAGCAUGCGGUGGAUUGCGUCCAUUCUCUACUCUACGUACAGCUGUGCUAUGAAGGCUUUUCCCAGGAUCACAGGGACGAAUCUGUGGAGCAGCUGAAAGCUCUGAAGCCUGGCCUGAAGGAUCCAGAUGUGACCGUCCUCUUCCAGACGUGCUGCAACAUCGCCAGGGUCAUCGCGAUGCACUUGCCCCCCGACCAGCUGCUGAGCCUGCUACUCUCCAUGCUGGAGGGCUUGGCGGACCCCGACCGGAACUGCUCCCGAGCCGCUGCAGUCAUGAUCAACUCCGUCCUGAAGGAGCGAGGGGUGGUCCUGCUGGAGAAGGUCUCGGAGCUGCUGGAAAUGGUCCACCUCAAGCUGCAGGAGGUGCCGGAGGAGACGAUCCAAAAAGCUGCCCAGCAGACGGUCUGCAUUCUGGCCUCCCAGCACAAGGCCGCGGUGGUGUCCAGCCUCCUCGGUCACCCCCUCCCCCUGGACAGCUGCAGCUGCACCAUGUGGAGGGCGCUGGCGCUGGAGCCCACCCUGACCGCCCAGGUCCUGGAGCUGCUGCUGGACAAAGUCAACCGGGAUGUCCCGUACAAAGAGAACAAGUCCUUCCUGCGAGGGAGCCGCUCGGAGCGCGUGGCCACCUUCUAUCCCCUCUCGGCCACGUGUGCGCUGCAUGAGAUCAUGUCUGUCCGGGAGUCUGGACCAGCCGUGGGGGGGCUCUACGCAGAGCUCUUCGUCUCCCUCCUGCUCCGGGUCAGCUGCACGGUGGGGGUCCGGCUGCCGAAGCACCUGCAGUCCAAGGAGCGGAAGGGCAUCGGCCGGGGGCAGAGCCUGCGCUCACUCGACCCUUGCAGCUCUGCAAUCGAGACCCUCAAGGCCAUGCUGACCCAGGGCGGCAGCGAGUCAGUGAGCAACGCUGUGACGGAGGCCGGUGGCUGGGAACUGCUGCGGAGUCCGGACACGCACUACGACGGCGUGGCCUUUCUGGCAAGGGCCAUGGCGAAGCAGGCGGGGCCCAGGCUCCCUCCGAUUGUGAAGCUGCUUUUACCGAUGCUGAACAGCAUCUACGACAGCCAACGGCUCACCACCACCGCCUUCUUUGCCGAGCUCCUCAGCAGCAACGUGGUAAACGAUCUGGUUCUUCUGGAGACUCUGAUGGACAGCAUGACGGCCCGGCAAAGAGACUCCUUGGCGGUGGUGCGAAUGCUGGCCCUUCGUGGAUUGGGCAAUGUUGCUUUGGGCUCCCCGGAGAAGACGAGGAAGAAUGGAGCCCAACUGCUGGCUUCCAUGAUCAACAGCUUGGACGACAAGGAUGAUCCCAACAACCUGGUUGCCUUGGAAGCCAUGUCCAGCCUCUCCAAGAUCCUGGCCUUCACUGAAGAGAGCGAUGUCCACUCCGUGCUGCUGCACGUCACCAUGCGAAUCCGGCCCUUCUUUGACAGCGAGGAACCCAACCUCCGCAGGACCUCCAUCUUCCUCUUUGGGAACCUGGCCAGGUUCACCUCAGGGAGCGGUGAAGAUGCCUGUUUUGAGCAGAUCCUCUAUGGCCUGGUGACCCUGCUGCUACAUCUCCAAGACCCAAAGCCGGAGGUCGUCAAGGCCUGCAAAUUUGCGUUGCGCAUGUGUGGACCCAUCAUGAGCUGCCCUGGGCUUUGUGAGAUGUUUCAGAAGCACCUGCACGAGGAGUGGAGCCUCCACUAUGGCGAGUUCAUGAAUGACGCCUGCAAACACCUGAUGCAGAGCAUCCCGGAAAUGCUGAGUCGUUUGGUCAACAUCAACCUCUUCUACUUCAAGAGCAACUGGGCCGAUAUCCGAGCUGCUGCCCCCAUGUUUGUAGGCUUCCUCAUCCUGCACGUGGACCGAGAGCAGAGCCAGCAGCUGGAUCUGGACGAAUUGAUUGCUGCUCUGACCGUGCUGCUGAAGGACCCCGUGUCGACGGUGCGGGCGAAGGCGGUGGAGACCCUGGGCCGCCUGGGCAGGGCCAUUUAAGGACUCCUGGCCACGGAUGCCACCGGAGGAAGUAGGAUUCCCCCCCUCCCAGCUCCAGGUUGCCCUCACCCCUCCCGAGAGGCGAGUCACACGUCUUCCAGAGCAACACAACCUUCGCAUACUGGAACAUUCCCCGCCCUCAACAUCUUAAAGAGAAGACCUGAACUCUCUGCACCUUUUUGUUUCCAUGUCUUUUUGAAUUUCUGCAGGGGACCGCCCCGUCCCCCCACCCCUGCACUUGGGUAGGCUGGACCAGACAUGGGGCACAGAAUAGUCUCAGGGCUGUUGCACAGGGGCAGAGGACCAGCGUGGCCCCUCCCCUCCCUGCCCCAGAGGAGCAGGUGCCUCCUGACUCUGCUUUUGGCUAGGCGGCUGUGCCAUGCUGGCACCCCUCCCUCCAGCCCCAGCAUGGGGGGGGGGGAGAGCGCCCUGCUGCACCUUCCAAAGUUUAUGCGCAUUCCUCUCAGCAAGAGUUUGUAUAUAGACUCAGACAACUUAUUUUUAAUAAACUAUUUGCUUCUCAGAACCA
This is a messenger RNA of Crotalus tigris (Tiger rattlesnake), 5922 nucleotides long. RefSeq names its product maestro heat like repeat family member 1 (gene MROH1). Gene Ontology annotation, cellular component: cytoplasm. The transcript is spliced from 43 exons. The coding region runs from base 435 to 5393 and encodes 1652 amino acids. The record is from RefSeq and is a predicted model, not a curated record. Lineage: Eukaryota; Metazoa; Chordata; Lepidosauria; Squamata; Viperidae.